Molecule: messenger RNA, 985 nt
Organism: Salvia miltiorrhiza (redroot sage)
Lineage: Eukaryota; Viridiplantae; Streptophyta; Magnoliopsida; Lamiales; Lamiaceae
Exons: 1
Coding region: 207-698 (163 amino acids)
Source: RefSeq, a predicted model, not a curated record
UGACCAUCUUAUACAUUAAUGAAAAAGUUAAUUAGCCCUUGAUAAAUUUCCCCCCACUACAAAUUUAUUGGCUCAACUUUCUCUAAGCAUGAUUAAGUUGGUACUAAACAUUGAAAUUGUUUAAUUAAUUUUGAUCCUAUAUAUAGACCACUCCCCCACAUUUCUCACUCGCACACCAACCAAAACUCCCUCUCUCUCUCUCGACGAUGGAAAUUGAAAAAAGACAACCAGAAAUAGGCAAGAAAGCAUGGAACAUAGUUAGAGUAAUGGUAUACAUGAUGAGGAGAAGCAACGCGAAGAGGAAGAUGAUGGUGGAGCUCAACAGUCUUAUGAAGAAAGGGAAAAACGCAAGCAAAGCCCUAAGCAAGCUGAUCCUCCACCACCACCACCACUACUCGUGCCGAUCCAACGACGUCAACGCCUCCUUCGUGUCGCCCCGAGACUACGAGUUCAGCUGCAGCAACACCCCUCUGCCGAAGCGCAAGAAGCAUGGGCAGCACUACCAAGCCGAGGAGCUGAAAGUGAUGCACAAGGUGUUGGGUAUCCUAAGCCGCUACGAGGAGGUGGAGGCGUCCCCGGCGGGCGGGGUCGACAAGGAUGCCGAGGAGUUCAUCAACAAGUUUUACCGAGAGCUCAAGAAGCAGAGACCUAUAGACGCCUUGGCCACUCCGUCGCCGUAUCAUCAAUGGGCUACCUAAGGUAGACGCUGCAGAAUUAAUUCAAGGACUACAAAUUUAAAUUAUGUUUGUUUGCUCAAUCAAUGUGAAUUAAUUACCCUUUUACCUACGAGAUCACGUGACUCAACAUCGGAGACCAUGGACUUCAUGUUUUUUUUUUUUUUUAAUUUUAGCUUUAAAACAAGUGUGGAAGCGUGCGAAUUCUACCGAAUUUCGUAUAAUUCCAUUCUUCUUCCUUUGCUUUAUAGAUGUUUCUCUUUAUGAUAUAUGUGAUAUAUAUUAAAGGAGGUUUGCUUUUGAUGAUUUCA